UGAAAUGGGCAAGUGCAGACAUGCAUGGCUGAGAGUUUUACCGGACGGAACUGAGGAGCAUGUCCAUGAAGAGAAUUCGGUGUUAUUGACAUCAUCGGACAUAGGAUGUCGGCUACGGAUAUGCUAUACGCCUGUGAGGUCUGAUGGGGUGGUCGGCGAGCCUGUCAGCCUUAUAUCAAAUGUCAUCGUGGAAGGUACGAAACGUGCAACCCGACCGUUAUUACGAUGGUGGCGCCGCUGAGGGGGUGAACACACAACACACAUUUGUAGGGGGGCGGGCGGGCGGGCAGGACACUGAAGAACAAGAUGCUGGAAUCUAUUGAAAAUGAUGACUAGGAUUGGUGUCUUCAAGGUGUUGUUGAUCUACACGGGUAAAUUGAAACGAUCACUUAAGGUCAUUUCGAUUUCUACGAGUUUUUAAAUUGAAGACAGAAGCUUAUUGAAUCUUUGCUAGUGUACCAUUUAAAUGACGGCUAAAGGUGGCUAUUGCCGUUGUAAAAUGGUAGCUUAAGCUGAUGUCGAACUCCUCUAGUUGUUAAAACAAUGGCCAUCGCAGGCAGAUGGCCAGUAUUGAUGCUUGUUGUGAACAUCGCAAAUGGCAACCUCUGAUCGCAAUUAGGUCAGGGGGUACAUGGUCGUGGACGUUCUAGUGCUCAUAACACGCCGCCUAGUGUGCAUGCCGACCAUGAAAAUGUAAACGGAGAGAUGUGGAGGGUGGUUGAUGGUUGGUGGAGGAUGGUUGAUUGUUGAUGUGUUCAACGAGUGAUUAAGUAGGCUGUCACUGGUGCGGACUGGGGACAGCCAUAAAAGUGCAUCAAUAUUAAGGUUGGGUUUUGUUGAGAGGGUUAAUUGAACGGGCUUUUUGUUGGUUCAUUGCACUGACUGUAGAUGGCGACAACUGUAGAAGCACAGUAUGAAUAAGGCUCGCUAAGCGAAUCCAGUUGGGCGAGCCACCCGGGAUAUUAUUAUGAUCUGUGUCUUUCUGUUGCAAACUCUUUCUAAUGGCAGCAUCGAGUUCUUUGACAGUCCUACAUCUUGCUUUUCAUCGGUCUGAACUUGGAAGGAGUUUCCUUUAAUGAGCUGCUCUCUGUGUACAGUAGUAGGUGCGUGUAAAUAAGAGGGCAAAAACUAGAUUCUUGAUUUAUCAUUGAGAUAAGGGAUAGUGGUUUAAGCGCGAAGAAUAUGAGGAUUGGCGGGGGCCAUGAGUGAGGCCUGGGCCCCUGGGAUCGGCCCAGGAAAAGGAUAGGGUAAGCCUGACCUGCAGAACAGGGGCUGUAUUUCUAAAGCAGUAGUAAUGGUCAAGAGUAUGAAUCCUCAUGCACAAUGUGCAAAUGUGAUUUGUCAGAGAACAGGGAUGGAGCUGGAGAUGCGUGCGGUAACUGCGGUUCAGAUUCACCGGGGAAAUUUCCGUGUAAUUGUCCAAUAAUGGCAAUAAUUUAUAAAUAAAUUGUUCCUGAGUGUGCCUGCUUGGUUCAUUCAGUUGGGUAGAUAGAGUCAUGGCCUGUGGAGCAGAACACCUUGUAGGAUUUGCAAGAGUUUGUAGGCUGCUAUACAAGGAUGAUAGGAAAGACAAAGGUGACAGUGAGCCGCAAGGUACUAGCCUGGUAAUUCCUAGAAGCUGCUGGGAAGAUGUUGAAGUUGAGCCUUCAUACAGCUACUUUGGUGGAAUGGAGGGAGGGUCCGAAUGGACCUGGUUCCUGUCUCAGGAGUACCUGGAUAAUCCCAGUGAGGAAAGCUCUGACCUGCACAUGUUGGCAACAAGAAGGAUAUACAAGCCAACUGUUGACGACAUUGGAGGGUUCUUGGUCGUAAAGUGGACCCCAGUACGAAGUGACGCGAAGAAAGGAAAGCCGAUCCUCAAGUGUUGUGAAGAGCCAGUCCAUCCUGGCCUUCCAACUGUGACUGAUUUGAAGAUUAUUCAAGCAGAGGGAGGCAUGCUGAAGGGUGUGGGAAUUUACAGAGGUGGAUUAGAAGGGGAGAGCAGGCGAUCGUGGUAUCGGAAAACAGCACAUUGGGGUAUGGUGAUCAUUGAGGGGCAAACUAGUUGUGAGUACGAGGUGCAGCAUCAAGAUUACGGAUAUCAAGUGGUCUUCGGGUACAUUCCAGUUCGAAUCGAUGGAGUUGAAGGGGAAGAAAGGCUAUCCGAACCGACCGAUGUCCUAUUUCCAGAUAUCCCAAAAAUUGAGAAACUAAUCAUUGCAGGAACUUCAAUGGAAGGGGAACUUCUCACAGCCUUGGAGAGUACUUCAGGCACUGAGAUGGAACAUCGCAUUUGGGAAAGAUACAAAAAGGAUAUCAAGUACCAGUGGUAUCGCUCUGAUGUUGGGAAACCUGAGACUUUCACGCCCAUCUCCUCACAAUGGUCUUGCACGUACAAAGUAAGGCUGGAGGACAUAGAUUGCUUCCUGCAAUGCGAGUGUACCGUGUCAGACGUGUUUGACAGAAUUGCGGACCCAGUUCGAGCUGUAUCUGAUAAGAUUGUUGCGGGUAUUCCAAGAAUAGAAAACCUUCAUGUGGAGGGUAAGGGAUUUCACACAAGUCGAUACCAGGUGAAGGGCGAGUACUUUGGCGGACGAGAAGGCGCAAGCACUAUUCAGUGGUUUCGCCGUACUCCAAUGAAGGAAGAUGUCUCUCCAAUUCCAGGUCACACUGGCAGAGAGUACGAGGCGAUACCAGAUGAUGUCGGUUACACAUUGAUGGCCGAAUACACGCCAGUGCGGGAGGACGGGGUUGUAGGCGAGGUUGCAACAGCCUCGACCGACCCGAUUGCUGUUGAUCCAGAGGUAGCCAAAGAUGUCAAAACAAUCCUCGAUACGGGGGCUGCAAAAUUUGAGGUGCCUGGAGACGAAGUGGGCAGUGAAGAAGACAGCAGCAAUAGCUGGCCAGUGGGGUAGAUGUCGGCGGCCAUAGCCAGCAGGAGGAAGACGACGACGGCCAUAGCCGCCCAGCU
Molecule: messenger RNA, 2950 nt
Organism: Chara braunii
Lineage: Eukaryota; Viridiplantae; Streptophyta; Charophyceae; Charales; Characeae
Source: the annotation of a GenBank genome assembly